Molecule: messenger RNA, 279 nt
Organism: Eruca vesicaria subsp. sativa (arugula)
Lineage: Eukaryota; Viridiplantae; Streptophyta; Magnoliopsida; Brassicales; Brassicaceae
Source: the annotation of a GenBank genome assembly
AUGGCUCUCUGGAUAAUAAUUAUGAGUACUGUUCUAGAGACAGAUGCUUACCAGCAGUUAAAGGAUGAAUGUCUAUCACUCCAGUCCAAGGCAUAUGCACGAGAAAUUGAUGAGCAUAAAGAAACAAUGCUUCUGGUGAACAAGGCGGAUCUCUUACCUUUGAUGAGUGCUUGCAUAUACAGGAGAAGCAAGUGUUACAACAACCUUGAUGAGCCUAAGUCUUUCUUCUUUGGCUCCUUCUUUGGACAAGGGUUAUACAAGAAAGCAAAUCCUUGCUAG